AUGACAACCCCGAUCCUUCUGAUGAUAACGGUCAGUGGCGAGUCAAUUAGUUCAAUUGUGCAUAAUUUUGCUCGUGAGCAAGUGUCUAAGAGGUUUGGUUUAAUGGGAAAUGGUUUAGUCGUAGAGGAGAAAGUAGCAGAUGGUUCACUGAGUGUUUUAGAACGAAACGAGGGACUUGAAGAUGGCUCCAAUGCCUCUGUUGUGUACAAGGCAAUACCAAAAGAUCAAGGUCAACAUACUGGAGACCGGAACAAUCAGGAGUCUCAAGGGUUAACUGAGUGUUCAGCAGUUCACCUGAAAAAUCUUCCUGCAAACUACACCAUUGACUCUAUUGAAAAUGCAUUUAAGGAGUUUGGAGCAAUUAAAAGUGGUGGAACUGAAGUUUGGGUUACGGGGGACAUAGGAGAAUUCACGAGGAAGAAGGGCGAUCAAAACAGACAUGGAAGCGACCAAGUGAAAGGAACAAUAGUGGUUGAUGAAACUUGGUUUCAGAACUGGCUUAAGACAAUGGAGGAACGUACUAGUAAGGUUGAAAAGGAAGAGAGAGGAACAAUUGUAGUUGAUGAAGUUUGGUUUCAGAACUGGCUUAAGACUAUGGAGAAACGUACUAGUAAGCUUGAGGAGGAAGAGAGACGCAUAGGAGAUUUCUGGGACUGGCAGAGGUCAAUGGAUAAACAGAGUAAAUUUCGUGAGGAAGCAGGGGAAACAGGAAUUGACCAUUCUUGGGACUAUAAUGUGGUAAUGGAGGAACAGAGGAAGUUUAUGAAGGAAGAUUCAGGAGGAGAAAGAAGAAGAAAACCAAAACUAGACCUUGACUAG
Arabis nemorensis is the source of this 819-nucleotide messenger RNA. The record is from the annotation of a GenBank genome assembly. NCBI's taxonomy places the organism in Eukaryota, Viridiplantae, Streptophyta, Magnoliopsida, Brassicales, Brassicaceae.